This is a messenger RNA of Triticum aestivum (bread wheat), 3189 nucleotides long. RefSeq names its product putative disease resistance RPP13-like protein 3. Gene Ontology annotation, biological process: defense response to other organism. The record is from RefSeq and is a predicted model, not a curated record. Gene Ontology annotation, molecular function: ADP binding. NCBI's taxonomy places the organism in Eukaryota, Viridiplantae, Streptophyta, Magnoliopsida, Poales, Poaceae. Bases 657 to 2786 code for a protein of 709 amino acids. The transcript has 3 exons.
GCCGUUUCUUCAGGCGCGUGGCUUAUUUAGCGACCCUGUCGGAGAUGCUCAACGCCAACCGGCCUUGGACGCCCCAAGCAAGCCAACCUACGGCAGCUCUCCCCACGCGCCCACCAGACCCAGCUCUAUGCUGCUCCGCCGCCGGAAAGAUUGGUCGCCCGGAUCUGGACUCCUGCCUGCUCCGGGGCGGGCCAGAUCCGCCCUACCUACUCCGAGCAGCACCACGGGGUGCCAUCCCUCGCUGCCGGCCGGAGAUGAGGCCCGACCCCGCCGUCUGCCGCCCGAGACACCGCCCCCCACGGACCUCCCCCGCUCUAACAAGCAGGUGUAUCAACCUAGAACUCAGCUAGAUCAAGGCUAAUAGACAGCAAAACAGGUUGAUCUAGAAAGCCAGGGUUACCAAGGCUUGAUAAAAUGGUGCAAAUACUUGACGGGCUUCUGGACUCAAAUCAUUGUCCGGCAUGGAUUGUCUAGUCGACUUAAAAGAAUUAAGAGCAGGCUGGAGCAAAUUUCGGAGAACCAAAAGGAAUACAAGAUCGAGCAUACAUCAUUAGCGGCGUUGACAUCUUCCACGACAGCCAUUGCGGCAUGUGAACAGGCGGGAUGAUCGUGCAAGCGCCAUAGGGCUUGACGAACAUGUGAAGACUAUUGAGGGAAUGCUGUUUCGUGAGGAUCAUCCAGAGCCAAUGUUCAUCUCCAUAUUUGGAGAGAGUGGUGUCGGAAAGAGCACACUCAUAUCUGUUCUUGGCGACAAAAUUCAUGAAAACUUUGACCUUAUAUUUGGGUACCCCGUCGUACCAGAUUCGAGCACGGAAGAUCUUCUCCGGGAAAUCUACCGGAGAAUAGCAGAACAUUGCACAGAAGAAGAAAAAGCAAACUGUGGUGAGUCAAGGGAAGCCAUUCAUACCCCUGGCAAGAUCCGUCGCUUACUAGCGAAUAAAAAGUACCUGAUGAUUCUUAGUGGGAUAUCCUCAAAAACCAUGCUCAACUGUGUGAGAGCGAGCCUUCCAGUUGGCAAUACUGGUAGCAGUGUGGUACUCGUAUUGGAUAGUGAGUACGAAGAAGUAGCAUGGCAUGCUAAUAGCAUGAACAAAGACGGUGUCAACAAAAUCCACCUGUUGAGCCGUCUAGAUGAAAAACAGAGCGGACAGUUGUUCCGUUCGAGGGCCUUCAGGAAACAAGAAUACAGUGAGAGUGAACACAUGGGCAUAUACGACAGGAUCAUGUCGCACUGGAGGUCCUUCAGGAAAGAAGAGUCCAACGAAGAGGGAAACACGAGGAUGUAUGACAAGAUCGUUUACGAUAUAACAGGGGGUUACCCUCUGGCUAUAGUGGUUCUCGCUGGACUGCUCCGAUUCAAAGAGAAGCCAGGGCAGUGGGAAGCAGUGCUGCAACAGCUUAGGCCUGGACCAGGAACGGAGGAGAAACAGGACAGCAGAGGCAACCAGAUAACUGAAGAUGUACAGGGGAAGUGUAUCGAGUGGCAGACAGGCCCUGCAACACAAGCUAACACGUCCACAACAACGACGAUUGAGAGGGUCUUCUGGGCAAGCUUUGAAGACCUUCCCAACGACCUUAAGUCAUGCUUCCUCUACUUUGCGGCUUUCCCCAAGAACAUUGUUCAGUACGCCAGUCAGAUGGUGCAGAUGUGGAUGGCGGAGGGUUUCAUCAAGCCACAGAAGGGCAAGAGUAUGGAGGAGCUGGGUCAUGACUACCUCAAGGAAAUGGUCUUGAGAUGCCUUGUUCAAAUUGAAGAUACGAAUGCCGCCGGUGGCAUAGAGGGGGUCAGGGUUCAGAGGAACCUCCACGGGUUCCUGCAUUCAGAGGCUCGCGAGGCUGGCUUCGUCGAGGUCCAUGACAUGCAUGAUGCCUUUGUUCCAUCGUCGGUGCGCCGCCUCUCUUUCAUGAGCUUUGGUGGUAGGUAUACCACGGUCACCAACAAAUUCCCUAAGCUGCGUUCCUUCAUAUGUCGGGUCGAGGAGGAAGAUGAGCAGAGCGAUGACAGCCAAGGUGUGGACAUGAAGCAUCGUUGGCAUGACAUGAGGUUUCUGCGCAGGUCCAAGUUCAUGCGCCUCAUCUCCUUAAAGGGACUGAGACUUAACAAGUUGCCUGAUGACAUUGGCUGCAUGGUCCACCAGCGGUACCUUCGUGUUGACAGCAAAGACCUUAAGGAUCUCCCGUCCAGCAUGAAGAGGCUGACCAAUCUGCAGACACUGGACAUAAGGGGCACUCAGGUGGAGGAGAUUCACAUUUCCUUGUGGACGAUGAAGACACUGCGGCAUGUGCUCGCAGACAACCUCAAGCUUCCACCCGUCCAGGUCUUUCCCAUCAGAAAAGAACUGGAUGAGCUGCAGACAGUGCAUGGUGUGAAGCCCCACCACCAAGGGGAAUGGGACCAGCUCAACUGCCCGCUGCUCAAGAUGACAAAGCUCCGGUCGCUGGAGCUGCAAGGCUUGGAGGAUGCUAAGCACGGGGCCGCACUCAAGGCUGCUCUCGGGAGGAUGCAUCUCCUUGGCCACUUGAAGCUGAAAGGCGACGAGAUCCCUCCGUGUGUCUUCACUGAGCAGGGCCUUCAGUAUCUUCAGACGGUGGAGCUGGAGGGUCCGGUGCAAUGGCCGCCUGCCGACGCGUUUAAUGAGCUUCGCAUCCCCCGACCAAACCUUGUUCAGCUCAGCCUCACGGAUACGAAUGAUGCGCCGCAAGACAUCCAAGAGGAACUCAGAAAGGCAGGCUUUAACCGCUCCACAUCCAGGCUCAGGACAGUUUAUCGGCUUCCGUACCGAUAAGGAGAAAAGACUUGUGGCAAAACCUGGAUGGAGCGGAAGAGUGGUAUGGUUCUUAUAUACCCAGUUAAAUGGUUUUAAUUCAUGAUACAGAAUGAUUGCAUUGUGUUGUGAUGACCUGUUUGAUUGGGAUCUCUGGUUGUUCAUGUUCUGUUCGUUGCUGCUGUAAUCGUGAACUAUCAACAGAAACAAUAGCAAAAUCAACAUUCACUCAAAUUCUCGAGUAUCUCCAUCUCAAUAUUCCAUACUAGCAUGCUAUUGUCAGGCUGCUAGCCUGCUAUGAAACAUUUGAAAAUAGUAAGAAAAAAAAUUAAAACUAUUCACAUAGUCUGUUUCGUAUCUGCUAGAUUAUUCAGAGUCUUAUGAAAAUCUCCAGCCAUUUUAACAGCAACAAGCUAUUUUUGCA